Molecule: messenger RNA, 3410 nt
Organism: Dermatophagoides pteronyssinus (European house dust mite)
Lineage: Eukaryota; Metazoa; Arthropoda; Arachnida; Sarcoptiformes; Pyroglyphidae
Product: serine/threonine-protein kinase Pak-like
Biological process (GO): protein phosphorylation
Molecular function (GO): protein serine/threonine kinase activity; ATP binding
Source: RefSeq, a predicted model, not a curated record
UCAACAACAUUCAUUGAUAUCACACAUUCACAACAACAACAAAGAAAUAAAAAUAAUGAUAACUGGAGGCAGCGGUAUUAGUGGUGGUGGUGGUGGUGUUGGUGGAACAUCAUCAUCAUCGGGACGAUCAACUCCAUAUGAUUCAGUCGCAACAAAUAGUAUUAUAUCACAGAAUAUGAUGAUGAUGAUGACAACAUCAGCUACAUCACAUUUAGCUACAACAAUUACAACAACAUCUACAUCAUCAAUAUCACCGAAUUCAAUGAUGAUGAUAGCAAAUUUACAGUCAAUGAAUCAGUCAUCAUCAUCAUCAUCAACAACAACAACAACGACAUCAAGAUUUGAAGAUAAACCACCCGCACCACCAGUCAGAUUAGCAUCAGCUCGUGAUCAUAAUUCCAUCAUACCAAUCAUACCAUUAAAUCAAAUCAAUAAUAAUAAUAACGGAAGUAAUAAUAAUCUCAACAAUAACGAUUAUAUUACGAAUAAUAAUAAUAAUAAUAUACCAUUGGAUAUGCGACCAUUACCAAAAGUACCAUCCGAAGAAGAUAAUAUUGGUAAAGAAGGAAAAAAAAUGUCUGCAUUUAAAAAAUCAAAACUUCGAAGUUCAAUGAAAAAAUCUUCAUCAAAUGAAUCAACAACAAACAACAACAAUGCUAAUAAUAAUAAUAAUUCUAGUUCAAAAUCAAAAGAUCAUCAUUCAUCAAAUGGAUCAUCGGCAAGAAAUUCAUCGGAAGCUGAUCGUGGUUCUGGUGGUAGUACAAAUGGUACAUUUAUUAGUAGUGUUGGAUUUUUUAGCCGUAAUAAAUCAUCAUCAUCAUCAACAACAACAGCAACAACAACAACAACAACAUCAUCAUCAUUGGAUCAUGAUGUUGGUGGCGGUGGCGGUGGCGGUGGCAAACCAAUCAUAUCACCACCAACAAAUUUUGAACAUACAUUACAUGUUGGUUUUGAUCCAAAUACGGGUGAAUUUACUGGUAUGCCAAAAAAUUGGUAUGUUAUGUUAAAAAAUUCAAACAUUUCCAAAUUGGAACAAAAGAAAAAUCCACAAGCUGUGAUCGAAGUACUUAAAUGGUAUGAAGAAUCAACAAAAAAAGAUAAUUUAGAUAAAGGAUUUAAAUAUAUGACAAUGGAUACAGAAUCAACAUCACAUUCCUCUUCGGAUAAAUCAUCAAUAUCUGGAUCACAUCAAAUAAAUAGUUUUUUACAUCAUGGCCAUCAUACACAUCAUGGACAUCCACAUCAUCAUUAUAAUGAAUUAUUAUCCGGUUCACAUCCAACACUUUCAAGUCAUCAUUAUAAUAAUAAUAAUAAUAAUAAUAACAAUUAUAAUCAUCAUCAUGUUGGCCAUAGUGGUGGAUAUCAUCCAAGCCAUCAUCAUCAUAUACAUCUUCCAUCAUCGCAAAUGCAAAAUCAACAGCAGCAGCAACAACAACAAGGAUCAUCAUUGUUUCCACAUCGACCAUCACCAUCAACACCUCAAACUAAAUCGAAUAAUUUCGGUCUACCACCGACACCACCAAGAGCCCCUGGAACAAAACUUGGAACAACAACUAUACAGCAGCAACAUCCGAUAACAGGUAUAAUAUCAUCAUCAACAUCAUCUUCAUUAUCAACAUUUUCAACAUUAACAACCACUACAAGUUCUGCUGGUUCAACUAGUCCAACAACAGCCACAACAACAUCAUUAUCAUCACCAUCAUCUGAUGAUAUACAAUGUACAGGAACAACUACUGGACAGACAUCGGCAUCUAGCCUUUUAGCAUCGACAAAUUCAUCAACAUUGGCCGGUAGUGGCCUAAUGGCCACUACCGGUUUCGAUAAUAGUUGUAAUAAUGCAACCAUAACUGGAUCGAUAUUAUCAUCAUCUGGUUCCGGUUCGAAUAUUUCAAGUUCAUCAUCGAUGAAUUGUUUUUCAUCGGCAAGUGGUGGACCAGCAUUAAAAUUAUCAACUAGUGGCAAUAGUAUCGGUAGUAAUUGUAGUGGUAUUGCUGCUUUACCUUCGGUAUCCGAAACAAUAUCAUCAUCAAUGUUGAAAAAAUUACAAUCAAUAGAUUUGAAUCAAAAUGAAUCCAUAAUAAACAACAAUAAUAAUAAAUCAUUAGUACCACCACCUAUUAAUCCAAGACCGGAAAAAACAAAAUCUAUUUAUACGAAACCAAUUUCACCACGUGAUAUUCUUAACAACAACAACAACAAUAAUUCAAAUCAAAAUGUUAUGCCAUCAAACAUGACAAUCGCUCAAUCAGCCGUAUUUGCCAAAACGAUGAUGAUGAUGAAUCCUAGCCAAAUUCAACAACAACAACAACAUCAACAUUCUUUUAAUAAUAAUAAUAAUAAUGGCCAAUUGAUACCACCGCCAACACCAUUAUUAAAACCACGUGUGCCUAAACCGAAUCAAAUUGCAGCAAAUAAAAUGUCUGAUGAAGAAAUUUUAGAACGAUUACGAUCAAUAGUUACUAUUGGUGAUCCACAUAGAAAAUUUACCAAAAUGGAACGUAUUGGACAAGGUGCAAGUGGUGUUGUUUAUACAGCUAUCGAAAUCAGUACAGGAAUGCAAGUAGCUAUUAAACAAAUGAAUCUAUCACAACAACCGAAAAAAGAAUUGAUUGUCAAUGAAAUACUUGUGAUGCGUGAAAAUAAACAUCCAAAUGUUGUAAAUUAUUUGGAUUCAUAUCUUGUUGGUGAAGAAUUAUGGGUAGUAAUGGAAUAUCUAAGUGGUGGAUCAUUGACCGAUGUUGUUACUGAAACUUGUAUGGAAGAAGGUCAAAUUGCUGCCGUUUGUCGUGAAGUAUUACAAGCUUUAGAAUUUCUUCACUAUAAUCAUGUUAUACAUCGUGAUAUAAAAUCUGAUAACAUAUUGUUAGGUUUAGAUGGAUCAGUUAAAUUAACGGAUUUUGGUUUCUGUGCACAAAUCUCACCGGAACAAAAUAAACGUACAACAAUGGUUGGUACACCAUAUUGGAUGGCACCUGAAGUUGUUACACGUAAACAAUAUGGACCAAAAAUUGAUAUAUGGUCAUUAGGUAUAAUGGCAAUCGAAAUGAUUGAAGGUGAACCACCAUAUAUGAACGAAAGUGAUCCAUUACGGGCUAUCUAUUUAAUAGCGACGAAUGGAAAACCGGAAAUUAAAGAAAAGGAAAAAUUAUCAUUAUUAUUUCAAGAUUUCCUGGACAAGUGCCUUGAGUGUGAUGUUGAAAAACGAUGGUCAGCAUCUGAAUUAUUAAAACAUCCAUUUCUAAAGACAUCAAGUCCGUUAUCAACAUUAAAUCCAUUAAUAUUGGCAGCAAGAGAAGCAGCACGUAGUCAUUGAUUUACUGUGUUUUUUUUAUUUAUUCGAUUAUUCGAAUAUAUUUAAAUCAAUCUAUCUAAUCCAACGGAGAGAGAAGAAAAUUGAUCGAAUUAUG